Molecule: messenger RNA, 1675 nt
Organism: Oryza brachyantha (malo sina)
Lineage: Eukaryota; Viridiplantae; Streptophyta; Magnoliopsida; Poales; Poaceae
Product: obtusifoliol 14-alpha demethylase-like
Exons: 2
Coding region: 1-1533 (510 amino acids)
Molecular function (GO): iron ion binding; monooxygenase activity; heme binding
Source: RefSeq, a predicted model, not a curated record
AUGGAGAUAACAAGCACCGGCGCCGUGCUGCUCGCCAUAGCCGCCCUGGCCAUCACUGCAGCUGUCACCGAGAUCGCAAGACGACGACGACGAGGAGUCGCCUGCGAAACGCCGCCGCCGCCGCCGGUAGUGAACUGCACUGCUCUCCUGGGGCUCUUGCCCGCUCUCCUCAGAGGCGAUGUACCGGCGAUGAUGCGCCGGCUGUACACGGAGUUCGGCAGCGUGUUCACCGUGGGCGUGCUGAGGGUGACCUUCCUGGUCGGGCCAGAGGCGUCGGCGCACUUCUUCCAGGGGCUGGAGUCGGAGGUCGGCCAUGGCAGGCUGUUCGAGUUCACGGUGCCCAUGUUUGGCCGAGAGGUCGGCCAUGGCGUGGACGACGCCACCCGGAUGGAGCAGGGCCGCUUCUUCGUUGAGGCCCUGAAGCCGAACAGGCUGAGGAUCCAUGUCGACCCCAUGGUUCAGGAGGUUGAGAACUACUUCGCAAAAUGGGGGCAAGACGGCACGGUUGAUCUGAAACAUGAGCUAGAGCAGCUACUCCUGCUGAUCUCAGGCCGAUGCCUACUCGGCCGAGAGGUGAUGGCGAGGUUCGACGAGGUCUGCAGACUAUUCCGCGACAUCGAGAACGGCUUAAACCUGAUGAGCGUCUUCUUCCCCUACUCCCGGGUCAUCCCCUCCAACCGCCGCCGCGACGCGGCGCGCGAGAAGCUCCACGCCAUCAUCUCCGACAUCGUGAGAUCCCGCAAGCUGCAGGGAGACCACCACCACGACCACCAGGAGGCCGCCGGUAAUGGCAAGCACGACGUGCUCCAGAGCCUGAUCGACUCCAGGUACAGGGACGACGGGCGCGCCGCGGCGGAGGCGGAGGUCGCCGGGCUCGUCAUCAGCCUGCUCUUCGCCGCGAAGCACACGAGCACCCACGCCAGCGUCUGGACGGGCGCUCGCCUGCUCAGCCACCGCGAGUUCCUCGCCGCCGCCGUCGACGAGCAGGAGCACCUCGUCAGGAAACACGCCGCCGCCGCCGCCGACGGCACAGGCACAAUCACGGACCACUACGGGUUCCUGACGGACAUGCCCACGCUGCACCGCUGCAUCAAGGAAGCGCUGCGGCUGCACCCUCCGGCGCCGACGAUGGUCAGGACGGCGCUGAAGCAGUUCGCCGUCCGGACGAGAGAAGGCCACGAGUACCGCGUCCCGGCAGGGCACACCAUCGCGAGCCCCAUAGUGAUCAGCAACCGUGUGGCCUACAUCUACAAGGAUCCCCACCUGUAUGAUCCAGGCCGGUUUGGUCCGGGGAGAGAGGAGGACAAGGUUGGCGGGAAAUUCUCCUACACGUCGUUCGGUGGCGGGAGGAACAGCUGCGUCGGCGAGGGGUACGCUUACCUGCAGAUCAAAGCGAUCUGGAGCCAUUUGCUGAGGAAUUUCGAGCUCAGGUUGGUGUCUCCGUUCCCCAAGACAGAUUGGAGUAAGCUAGUGCCGGAGCCCAAAGGGAAGGUGAUGGUGAGCUACAAGAGAAGGCAACUGUCUACCACUUAAUAGCUAGCCUAUGCACAUAUAUACCUGUAUGCAUCGAUAUAUAUGUAGAGGCUCCUUACCGGUAGCAUCGGGAUGUAAUAUAUGUUUUUAUAUUCUUUUAUGUGUCAAACUCAAUCUUUUUUACCAUCCUCGAAAAAAAAUA